Colletotrichum phormii is the source of this 2510-nucleotide messenger RNA. RefSeq lists its product as uncharacterized. The coding region runs from base 31 to 2235 and encodes 734 amino acids. NCBI's taxonomy places the organism in Eukaryota, Fungi, Ascomycota, Sordariomycetes, Glomerellales, Glomerellaceae. The record is from RefSeq and is a predicted model, not a curated record. The transcript is spliced from 7 exons.
UACUUCGAUUGGAACAAGAAAGCAGUCAGAAUGUCGACAGAAUACGUCAAGUGCGCCCACAGAACCAUCCCAGAUGAUGGCAACUUUGCAAACAGAAAAAGGCUAGUGAUCUGCUGUGAUGGCACGUGGAACAACUCCAACAAUGGCGGCGUACCCACCAACGUGAGUCGGCUGUCUUCUGCAGUCGCACACAAGUGCUGCACCGGCAUGGCCCAAGUAGUCUACUACCACCGCGGCCCUGGAACGGAACAAGACAAGUGGGCCAGCUUUGUGGGAGGCCUGUUCGGUCUGGGUGUAAAACAGGAUAUUGUGGAUUGUUACCGCUUCAUCUGCGAUAACUACAACCCAGGAGACGAGAUCAUUAUCGUCGGCUUCUCGCGAGGCGCUUUCACGGCCCGGUCACUCGCAGGCAUGGUCUGCACGCUUGGUUUCCUCAACCGCUCUGGAAUCAGCAGCCUACACGCCAUUUACAACGACUACAAGGCCUUCAACGACUGGAAGCAUCCUAACAUGUUUGACCCCAAGGUGCAUCUACUGGGUUUCAACCACGACCAGUUGAAGAUGAAGAUAGAGAAGGAGUACAUGGCAGAGAUUCAGCCGCUCGAAGAUCAAUUGGACCCCAUGUGUGUCGGAGAGUUAUCCGAAGAAGCGUUUUGGGAUGUGGAGGAGAAGCUAUUGAAACUCCUCGAACGUUACGAAAAAGCUAUGAGUCAAGAAGCGUUGGAGAAGCAGCUGUAUGACGACAAGAAGAAGUUGUUUACAAAGAUGACUCAAUUCAAACGGCCAGAUGGCACCAUGAAGUUUCGCCUCAUGGCAGAGGCGUAUCGCCAGCAGCUGAGCGAUUACGAAUUAUGCUUGACUCGCAUGAUGGAAAAAGACGGCAAGGUUUCACACGAAGCCGUGGAAGGAAAUAUCAAGGCAGUCGGCGUUUGGGAGACAGUAGGCAGUCUUGGGAUUCCUAGGAUGCCGUGGUGCAACUUGCACACCGCCGGCCGCCGUGCCGAGGAGCUCCGAUUUGCAAGCUACAACGUCCACCCCAACAUCGAUCACGCGUUUCACGCCCUUGCCCUGGACGAAUUCAGAAGCCCUUUCGCUCCCACGCUUUGGAGGUGCAAGAGGUCGAACACAAAUACUCAGCUUCGCCAGGUUUGGUUUCCUGGAUGCCACAGCAACGUCGGCGGAGGCUCCGAUUCACAGCAAAUCUCCAAGAUUGCCCUUGGAUGGAUGGCGGAUCAAUUGACUUCCGUCGGGGUGGAAUUCAGCACGUGCGAAAUGCAGCGCAUCUUCAGCACAAUCUCCCACGGAGAUACCAUUCGGCCCUGGGGUCUCGGUGAGAUCACCAGUCCGACAUCUUUGGUCACGACCGGUCUCGACAGGGCUUGGAACAUGAUCACAGCGCCGUAUCAUGCGUACCACGGUCAAUUCGCAGAGAGCUCGGCGCGGACGCCUCAUUUCUACCGAGAUGAGUCAGAUGACGGCGACAAGAAGGUUUUGACACACACCAAGGAGCUGGUUCACCCCUGCGUCAGAGUCCGGUACCUGUACAACGGUCUCGGGCUAGACGACAAGGCUGAGUGGCGCUGUAAUGCCCUCACUGGGCGCGGUUGGGACCUGAAGCUUGAUGGAGGCGUAGUUCCAACCGAGAUUCGGCAAGGUCGCGACCCGAAGAUCGUGGACAAGUACAAGACCGUGGGCGGAUCCGUCACCGCCAUUCAUCAACAGUAUCCGAAAAUUCAAGCUGAGGAAGGCAAUCUCGUUGAUACUGAGCAGCCCUCGGAAAAGAAUAUGUGGCAGUUGAAGGCUCCGAAAAACACUUAUACUUGGACCCACCCAGAAGGCAAGGUGCUCAAAGAAGAGCAAAUCGGCAUGUGGGAGCGCAUGUUCAUCGACAUCAACGACGACCUCGUCGACUUGAAACAGAGGAGCGACAAUGAGAAGAGAGACAAACGGACGCGCGGUGACCGCCUAAGAGACCAGGCGACGAGCAGGGUGUACUACGCCCUGAGCAUGGCGGAGUGGAUUGUGAAGGCUUCCGUCGGCGCGAUCUUGGGCACGCGGCCGGACAAGCAGUACCCGAUCGGGUACCCGUUGCAGCAUGGGUACUACGACUUUGUGUCGUGGCAGAGGGGCCUCAAGCAUGGUGCUUCGGAGGUUGACUCGUCGGCGGAGGACGUGCAGGCAACUGAGAAUGGCGAUGUCCAUGUUCAUUAUCACUGGAUGAAUGAUGGUACGUAAUGAGAGGUCUCGACUUAACCUGUAGGUUUAUACCAGGCAUGGGAUACUUGGCGAUUUACUUUCAUUUGUCUGCUGGAACUUUAUAUUUUCGGAUGCCCAAGGUUCUUGGCUCGAGACUUCUGCAACGUUGCCAAUCAGUUGGGUAAAAAGGAUAGCCCCUUUGUAACAGUCUGGACGAACAAAGAAGCAGCUAUAUUGUUCAUUAAAGCGCAAUUUUAUUUGAACCCUUCACAUAGCGACUCAACUUGAGCAAGUGAAGUGUUUCAAUAUUCCAG